AUGUUCUCCCGUCAAGCAACGAAGCCUCAAACUCCUUCAAAUGCUCCCCCAUUACGAUUUCCUCAGAAAUUGUGGAAGAUUGCCAAUGAAUGUCAAAGUGGAGCUGUCAGCUGGAGUCCUCAUGGAAAAUCGAUAUUACUUCGAUAUUCGCUAUUCAAAGAAGAAUUUAUGAGCACAAAAAAUGAUUUCUUCAAAACUGAUAACAUUUCCAGUUUCGUGAGGCAGCUAAAUUUGUAUGGAUUCCGAAAAGUUUAUGACCAUACUCAUAAGCAAUCUUAUAAAGCCAAUCCAGAUUUGCAUGAAUUCUCCAAUACAUAUUUUCAAAGAGACAGAUGUGAUUUAUUGGACAAAGUUACCAGAAAAUCAGGAGUUUUAAAGGAUAGGAAUGAUUUUUUAUCUGAAAUCCAUCGUACUUUGGAACUUGUUAAUGAGAGCGGCUGCGAAAACAAAUCUGAAGAAGAAAUUAACAUCGUUGAUGAAAAUUUAACAGAUCGACCGCCUGAAAAAGAGGAAAACUGCCAAGCAUUAUCUUUUCAUGAACCUCCAGAAGAGCAAGAUAUAAAAAUCGGUGAAACUCAGCAAGUAGCUGAUGUCCCUUUGACUGAACGGUCUCCUCAACCAGUACAGGUUAUGCCACCAGAUGCUGCAACAGAAUCAGAACCGGUGAAAAAAAAGCGUGGCAGGAAACCGGGAAGCAAACGAGAUCCAAACAAACCGAAACCAUUCCGCUUUUCAAAAUUAAGGUUGAAACAACGCAGAGAAUGUAUUCCAACUCUGAAACGACCGGAUCUUUUUCCCAAUCUAAUUUAUUACAAUGACGAAGACAAGUCCUGUUUUCUGCGCAACACCAGCCCUGAUGUUAUGCUAUCUAGUACCUUGCCUUUCCAGGAAUCACCUGAGUAUCUUGAGUUGAAGGAUACCUACCACCGACUUUACGAGUCUGAAAAUCACCAAAGAUAUCCUUUAAGGCCUUUCAGUAUCUUAAACCUCGGUAAAAAAAAUUUCGAUAAGAAACAAAGAGAUCAUACUAUGCGAAUUUAA
Messenger RNA from Argiope bruennichi, 1041 nucleotides. RefSeq names its product heat shock transcription factor, Y-linked-like. Gene Ontology annotation, biological process: regulation of DNA-templated transcription. The record is from RefSeq and is a predicted model, not a curated record. Bases 1 to 1041 code for a protein of 346 amino acids. The transcript has 2 exons. Lineage: Eukaryota; Metazoa; Arthropoda; Arachnida; Araneae; Araneidae. Gene Ontology annotation, molecular function: sequence-specific DNA binding; DNA-binding transcription factor activity.